Molecule: messenger RNA, 2093 nt
Organism: Anguilla rostrata (American eel)
Lineage: Eukaryota; Metazoa; Chordata; Actinopteri; Anguilliformes; Anguillidae
Gene: cabp2a
Product: calcium binding protein 2a
Exons: 7
Coding region: 337-1035 (232 amino acids)
Biological process (GO): regulation of voltage-gated calcium channel activity
Cellular component (GO): cytoplasm
Molecular function (GO): calcium channel regulator activity; calcium ion binding
Source: RefSeq, a predicted model, not a curated record
GAGGGAGAAAGAGGGGAUUAACAGAGGAAAAUGUCCACACUGGGUGAGGAUGGAGGGGAGAAGAAGGGAGGAGAGGAAGAGAGGAGUAUACGGAUGAGCAGACAGUCACAGCAGUGUUUAAAAACGAUGAAACACACUGAAUGAACCUGCAGUAAGUCCAUGGAGUGGUGAUUUAUAUCCACCGCAAACAAACAACCAAUCACUUUUCUCUCUCCAACAGGACUCCACAGAGAGGGAGGGAGGGAAGGUGGGAGAGAGACAGAGAGGGCGAGAGAGGGAAGACCAGUCCAGAGUGUGUUUGUCAUCAUUGGAGAGGGAUUCUCCAGUGAGAACAGGAUGGAAGGGCCACAGGAGAAGACAGGAAAAAGGGCUUCCAUAAAGAAAAAGAUGGAGAAGCUGAGGCGGUGGAGCACUUCCUCCAGCUCAGCCAGUGUGGAGGGGGUGGGGGGCCGUGCCAGACCCCCCCGAAACAAGGCCCUGAGCCUGCCUGCGCCCCUCGGGGGCGACCCGGACGGGGAGGGGGGCCUUCUGCACGAGAUGGAGAGGAGGAAGCUAAGGCCCAUUGUGGACUCUGUCUUUGGUCAGGACAGAAACUUGCGGCCAGAGGAGAUUGAAGAGCUGAAUGAGGCCUUCAGAGAGUUUGAUAAGGAUAAGGACGGCUUCAUCAGCUGUAAGGACCUGGGGGAGUGCAUGAGGACCAUGGGCUACAUGCCCACAGAGAUGGAGCUGAUCGAGCUGAGCCAGAAGAUCUGUGGCGGCAGAGUGGACUUUGAGGACUUUGUGGAGCUGAUGGGUCCUAAAAUGCUGGCAGAGACAGCAGACAUGAUCGGAGUUAAGGAGCUGAGAGACGCCUUCAGGGAGUUUGACUCCAACGGCGAUGGAAAGAUCAGCUUCCCGGAGCUGAGGGAGGCCAUGAGGAAGCUGAUGGGGGAGCAGCUGAACCCCCGAGAGAUCGAUGAGAUCCUCAGAGACGUGGACCUGAACGGAGACGGACUGGUGGACUUCGAGGAGUUUGUCCGAAUGAUGUCCCGCUGACACAGUGUGCAGCGUCUGAGGGGCCAAUGGAAGAAAGGGGAAUGGAAGAUGCCCUCGUUUGUGAAAAAAUGCAUUUUCUGUACAUGGACAACAUUUUUGUGUAUAAAUGUUAUGAAUGUUUUAUGUUUUGUUUUUGAGAACUUCCUGGAGUAUAUACAUACCAUGACCUUGUUCAUUUGGACAGUUGUGUAAAUAUAUGUGCUGUGCUUAAUACUGCAUUGUAAUAUGCAAGAGAAUGUAUUUUUAAUUCUACAAGGUAAAAGCAUUCUAGACCAGACAUGAUAUAAGGUCUUAAUGUCCAUAUUCCAUGAUAGGGAAGUGGACUUUGUACCAAACUAGUUUGGACUUUCGGACUCUGUACUAAAAUAGUUUCCCUUUUUGGAGCCACAGUGGCCCUAGAGAAUAAUAAAUACACUUAAAUCUGAGCCAUAAAUAACAUAAACAUGUAUCCAGACCUGAACAUACACAGUACAUAUUAGUCUGUGAAAUUCUGUGGUUUCAAAUGUUAGCAUGACCAUGUCACCUGUAAGAGUUCUCAUUUGAGCUCUUUAGCGUUUCUCUGUCAGCUUAUUGGUUACUGUGCAAGGCGUGGCAGUUACAUUCAAAUGAGCUUCAGAACUGUAAAAGAUUAUUGCAGAGUUUGAGUGUUACUACUUUGAGGAAAUUUAAUUUUAAUAGGGGAGCUGGAAAUCAUGACACUCAGAAAUCGAAGAUUAAUCUUCACAUUUCUUGGACAUUACUUCAGCUGAUGCAACAGCUACAGUUUGUAAUUUGUGCAGAAACAUUGUCCUGGACACAGUAAUGACUUCUGAGGAAUGGAUUUCUGCAGAUGCAGGGUUAUCUCACAGAUUUUUCACUAAGAGGUGCAUUUUAAGGAAGGAUGUACAGCCUAUUUCAAUUUCAUUCAUUUUCUUGAUGAGAAUUUAGUGUCAUUUAUACCACUGUUCACUUAUGCAAAAAUACAAUUACAUUUUUAAAAAUGUAUGUCAUCAGUAAAUAUUGUACAAUUAAUUUGUAUAAAGUGCUCAUUUACUGUGUCAUUACAAAGAUGUUGAACA